Saccostrea cuccullata (small rock oyster) is the source of this 2894-nucleotide messenger RNA. RefSeq lists its product as uncharacterized. Lineage: Eukaryota; Metazoa; Mollusca; Bivalvia; Ostreida; Ostreidae. Bases 21 to 2894 code for a protein of 957 amino acids. The record is from RefSeq and is a predicted model, not a curated record. The transcript has a single exon.
GAAUUUGUUCUGCAAUAUAUAUGGAUGACAAGAGGUGUCCUGUAUUUUUUGAUUCACAUUCCCAUGGAAAAGAUGGUCUUUCUUGUGCAGAUGGGAAGGCUGUAAAAAUCACUUUUGGAGAUACUGAGCAACUUGUGGACUACAUGUUUGCAUUAUAUCAAAGUUGUAAUAUUUCAAUGAUAAGCCAGUUUGAGAUUCAACCAGUGUCGGUAAAACAAAAAACAAAUGUGUCCAUUUUAGGAAAUGAGAGACUCUCCUUAAUUGACAAGUACUUUGAGUUUCAAGGGAACAUGUCUAGAAAAUGUACCAAUUCUGAAUCAUCACAAAGAAAUCGAAAUGAAUAUAUGAGAAAUUACAUGCGAAACAAAAGGGAAAACUUGGAGAUAAAACAGAAGGACAGGGAAAGUAACCUUAGAAGUAUGACCAAAGCAAGGCAGAGUAAAGAAUUUAAAGAGAAAGAACUUGUUUCCAAAAAAAGUGUCCGAGAAAAUCCUGAAACAAAGCAGAAAGAAAGAGAUCGUUCAUUAAAAAGUAUGAACAAGGCAAGACAAAGUAAAGAAUUUAAAGAGAAAGAACUUGUUUCCAAAAAAAGUGUCAGAGAAAAUCUUGAAACAAAGCUCAAGGAAAGAGAACGUACAUUAAAAAGUAUGAACAAGGCAAGACAAAGUAAAGAAUUUAAAGAAAAAGAACUUGCUUCCAAAAAAGGUGUCAGAGAAAAUCCUGAAACAAAGCUCAAGGAAAGAGAACGUACAUUAAAAAGUAUGAACAAGGCAAGACUUAAUACAGGAUUCUGUUUAAAAGAAAGAGAAGCAAAGAAAAAGAAAAGAGACAAUGUACAGCAGCUAGAGAAAGAACGGCUAAGUAAAAUGCAAAGUAGAGAAAAAUACAGAGAAAAGGAAAGAGAGAGUGACAGAGUUUCUAAAGCUAAAAGGAGGCUUGAUAUGGAAUUCACAGACCAUGAAAACAAUUUAUUAAAAAAAAGGUGUCAUGGUAAUUCGUUGGAAGAUUGUAUAGAAAAAUUUCAUGAAGAAGUGAAAAUUGGUCCAAUUUAUGUGUGUACAUGUUGUCAUCAGACUUGGUUUAGGAAAAGUGUUGUGAAGCUAGAUACAACUAAUCUUAGUGUUAGUAGUAAAAGUAUUUGUACUGGAUUUACAUCUGCAGAUGGCAUAGAAUGGCUAUGUAUAACCUGCUGUUCAGCUUUGAAAGAUGAGAAAAUUCCAAAACUGUCAGUUAAAAAUGGAAUGAAGUGGCCUGAAAAACCAGAUACUUUGAAUUUACACCCACUGGAAGAGAGGCUGAUAUCUCAACGCAUACCAUUCAUGCAAAUAAGAGAAUUACCUAGAGGAGGUCAGAUGUCGGUCAAAGGAAAUGUUGUAAAUGUUCCAGUUGAUAUUCAGCCAACUGUGAAUGCCCUUCCACGACAAAUAGAUGAGCAUGUAACUAUAGCUGUAAAAUUAAAGAAAAGAUUAUCUCACAAAUCGGCAUGCUUCACAGAAAAUGUUCGUCCAAAUAUGGUGUUAGAUGCUUUACAAUGGCUUAUGAAGAAUAGUGAAUUGUAUAAAAAUUCCGGUAUAGUGAUAGACCAAUCUUGGAGAGAUGAAAUUGAAAAAAGUAAUGAAGAAACAGUACAAGAACUGAUUGGUAGUUCAAAUGAUAGUGAUGAUCGUGAAUCUGAAAGUAAUGAUGAUGGUUUUUGUGAAGUUUCUUCAGAUGAUUGUAUUCAAGGCAAUUCAGAUACACUUGUUGAUGAAGCAGAUAUUGAUACAAAUAAACUGUAUGUGUUUGCCCCUGGAGAAAACCAAAAACCAGUAAGUUUAUUUACAGAUAAAGAUGCAGAAUAUCUUUGUUUUCCCACAAUAUUUUGUGGUCAACGCAGAAUUGAAAGUGAUGAAAGAGAAGUUCCAGUACACUACAGUGAUAUCGCAAAAUGGGAGUUAUGCAGUGUUGAUAGACGUGCAGCACAAUCUGUACCAAACAUCUUUUUUAAAUUGAAGAAAAUUCAAAUUAAGCAAGUUAGUGACAAAGUUAACUUGGCACUGAGAAGAUGUAAAUCAGAUGGUAAGAAAAUCACUGCUGAACAAGUUUUGAAUCCAGCCUCUGCAGAAAAAAUUGUAAAAUUAAAUGAAGGGUAUUAUAUAUUCAGAACACUCAGAAAUUCACCUGCAUAUCUUUCAACUAAAAAGAAAGAUGUAUUUGCCAUGAUAAGGCAGUUGGGUCUUCCAACCUGGUUUAUUUCUCUCUCAUCAGCUGAUACCAGAUGGCAAGAUCUGCUUAAAACAUUGGCAACACUAGAUGGAAAAACCCUGUCACAAGAAGAAUUAGAGGAUUUGAAUUGGAGUGAAAAAUCAAAACUAGUUAAACAAGAUCCAGUGACUUGUGCAAGAUUUUUUGACAACAGAGUUCAACUUUUCAUCAAUACUGUUCUUAAGAGUCCUCACAAUCCUCUAGGUGUUGUCACUGAUGUGUUUCGGAGGGUAGAAUUCCAAAACCGAGGUUCACCGCAUAUUCAUAUGCUUGUAUGGACAAGUGAUGCUCCAAAGCACAAAGAGAAUAGCAAUGAGGAAAUUGAACUUUAUGUAGAUAAGUAUGUCACAUGUGGUUUGCAGGAAAAUAAUCCUCAAAUGAAGCAGCAUGUAGAGCUUCAAGUACAUAAGCACUCAAAGACUUGCAAAAAAGGCGGUAGAUCUUUAUGCAGAUUUGGAUUUCCUCUGCCACCUUUGCCCAAAACCAUGCUUCUUGAACCCUUGGAUGUUGAUGUUGAGCAUUAUAGAAAGUUGUAUUCUGAUAUUCAGAAGAAAAUUAAUGAUUACAAAGAUGGUUGCAGUUUAGACUAUGAGUCCUUCUUAGAGACUGUUGUAGAAAUGUGUGAGGAUAAGUAUAUAAAAUGUAUUUGA